UGUCAUGAGGGAUUUUGUUAGAGGUGGUCGUGUUUUGGUUUUGAAAAUUUUCACUAUGCAAAUAUGAAUAAGAAGUACGAAAGUUUAUUUUACCAAAAACUUUUAGUUUAAACUUUGCUAAGUGUUUAAACAAUUAAGUAGUGUUUGGUGAUGUUUUUUAUUUGAAAAACUAUUUGUAUAAUGGACACUUUAGUAUAAAAUAAUGCAUAAAUACUAUAUCUCGGUGUUAUUAGUGCGCUUGGUUCUACCAGCGUCACUUCUUCUUGGUAUAGCACUGCGGCCAUUUGGCCUUUCUCUUAUAUAUUUGCUGCUGUACUUGAUAGCGCCGUUUCCACAAGUACCAGAUUCCAAAACAUUCCGAGGCUGCCGAGGCAAAUAUCUUCAACUCAAUCUUGUUGUCUCCGCGUUGCUUUUGCUAGUUCAUGCAAUAUGGCACAGUGUCCUGGCAGGUUUUGCGCCUUAUGGCUCUCUUUUCGAGGAUUAUCCGAUCAUUCAAACGAUCGGAUUCAACCUCGGUCUUGUAUCAUAUGCGGGAAUAGAUCCACUUAUGGCAGUGCAUUAUCUUGCACCGGAGCUGGUUGUAAUGGGCACAUCAUUAGCAGUGAACUUGAUGGUGCGUACCCUUCUUGUUGGAUCUUCUAAUGAUGAAGUUAUUAGAAAAGAUUCCAAGCAUCAGCGGUUUCCUUUGCUCACAAGUGCAGGCAAAUAUCUCGCACUAUUACUUUUAAUGGCAUCCGGAAUAAUGCGUCCUAGUGUAACAUCAGGGAUAUAUUUCCUGGUGUUUAUGGGUGCGGCAACGGCUUGGGCUGUAGGAAAGCCCCUAGAACGUGGGUUUGCCGUGGUGAGCCGCUGUGUCAUGGCCAUCAUGGGCGUCCAUAUAGCAGUACUUCUUGUUUACCAGUGCACUUGGAUCAUAGACAUUUUUCCACCAGAGACGGAUAUGGCUAGAUAUUUUGGCCUCACAAAACUAGUUAUACUUAACGAAACAGAUUCAUCGAAUUUUACGUAUGAAGUGACCGACGACCACAUGUGGGCUACUUUGGCUAGUCCCAUAGUGAUACUCUUUUCAUACUUUUUCCUCGCCAUUGAAACGCGAGAACUCUUCAAACCAAAGGCGAAGAAAAAGAGUGCUUUAACUGGCCUCGAAGCGGGUAAACUGAACGGUUCUUUGGUGCGCGGCGUGUCCUUCCACCGCGGCAGCAGACACGCGCCGCGCGACAAGUGGAGGAACGCCACGAAGAAAGUUCGCCUCCUUCGUAACAUGAGCCCUAGUAAGCGCUGGUCGGGCGGCCGAGCCAGCUCUGUUACGCGUCAACUGCACCAAGACUCCACCGGUUCCGUCGUUGUACCUGAUGAAGAAUCAGUAAUGGAGAUAGAAGAGCCAACAUUAAUGGAUGAUAUUGUGGCUGCAGUCGUUGACUUCUUCCAAGUACUAAUCAGAUCUUCCUACAUAGCGACAACGAUAACAAUGAUGGCAUGGAGUAUAAUGUUCCACUCGUGGUUGACAUUUGUGUUCCUCAUGUGGGCAAAUAUCGUGUGGUUAUGCCAGGAUCAGCGCUCCUUUAUGUUGAAGACGAGUCCCGUGCUGGUUUGCUACGCAAUGUUACUGCUUAUCGCGCAGUACAUCUAUGGCAUGAAUCUUACGGAGAGCGAGCUACCGUCUAAUAUUCCACGCCAGGAGGUGAAUCUGCACCAGAUAGGCCUGGGCCGGGAGGAGGGCGAGCCGUGUGUGCCGCUUCUGAUCAAGUCACUGUUCACGUGCAUGUUCUGGGUGACGCUGCGCCAGCGCGUGCAGGAGCUGCGGCGCCGCCGGCACUCCGCCGUCGUCACCGACAUGGCGGCGCCGCUGCACCUCACCGUCUCCGCCGCCGCCACCGGUGUGGACGCCUCUCGUGAAGAGGAGCAACGGUCGCGCUUGCUGGUAGCGCUAGGCGAGUGGCUGCGGGCUGCAUGCGCGCGGUACUGGAUUUACGUAGUCGUGAUCAUGCUCUUCGUGAUCGGCAUCACGGGCGAGCGAAUGACUAUCUUCAGGAUCAUAUACAUGUUCCUAUUCCUGUUCUUCAUACUCAUGUUCCAGAUAAGUUGGUACUGGUGGCGUCGUCUGAUGUACGUUUUUUGGAUAACAGUUAUUAUAUAUUCAAUGAUCAAUCUCAUUCUAAUUUAUAUAUACCAAUUUGAUAAUUUCUCGAAGACAAUAGAAACCUAUUUGAUGAUCAACGAGAGAUUGCAACAUGAUUUGGGUUUAGAGCCAUAUCAUCGGGCAGACUUAUUCGUAAAACUAUUAACGCCUACCUUGUUUCUCAUCAUUACAAUAAUGCAGGUGCACUAUUUCCAUAAAGACUUUAUGGCAUUAUCUGACCCUAAAACGAGGACAAAUAGUAUAGCUAGAGAAGUAGACUCAAGUAGGCCUAGUCAAGGCGGUACUUCCACUAUGAAAGAUGAUCUACCACCGCUGCCACUAGAAGAUAGACCCGCAAACGAGCACUCCGACAGUGACACUGAAGCGGAGCAGUCUAUAGGGACGGCUUCCUUCAAUACUGCUGCUCGUCGUUCUAUGUACAGGAAGUCGUCGCGCAGCCGCUCGUACGCGGCGCGGGAGCGCGCGUCGGCGUGGCGCGCGGCGCGCGGGUUCGCGUGGCGGCGCUGCGGCGCGCUGCGGCGCCGGCUGGCCGACUGGACCGACAAGGCCUUCAUCUUACUCGACGUACAUCUUAUCAAGAUCGUCUUUCUCUCGCUCAUGCUGCUCUGUGUCUUUAAUGUCUGUGCCAUGCACGUUCCAAUAAUGAUAAUUAUCGCACCGGCGCUGUUGCUAAGCUCUCGUAAGCAACGAAUAUGCGUAUUGUUAAUAUCUACUCUAAUAAGUGUUUACUUUAUGGCGAAGAUGGUCUACCAAAUAGAGUAUAUAAAACAUUCAUUCUUUGAUGUGAACUGUACAAAGAUGGGAGAGAACAAUACAUGGAAUACGACAGUUUAUAACAACGCCGAAUGGGUUGGGUUCAGCAAGGCGACGUCGAAGCGGCCUCUAGUGGUGCUCUUAAAGGGCUAUAUAGGCCUAAUCGCAGUUUUCACCUUCUACUCGCUAGUCACAUACAGGCAACAAACGCUCAGGAGCAUGGGUCUCCUACCGGCCAACAAGGAGAAGAUAAUGUUUCCAGAUGUCGCCCGCGUAGACGCGGAUAAAAACCUGAUACAUUGCUUUAAGUAUUUAGUGAACUACGGCUUCUACAAGUUCGGAGUCGAGAUCUCGCUGAUGUGCCUGAUGGGCGUGAUCGGCUCGCGCAUGGACGUGUGCGCCGUGCUGUACGCGGGCUGGCUGCUGGCGCUGGCGGCGGCGCGGCGCGCGCGCCUGGCGCGGCUGUGGCCCGCCUUCACCGCCUGCGUCACCGCGCUCGUGCCGCUGCAGUACAUGCUGGCCGUCGGCUUCGUGCCGCAGCUGUGUCUGCGCUACCCCUGGAGCGGCAACGACCAGCAAAUGAAACAUAUCCGUACUUGGCUCUUUUUACCAUACGACGACGAGCCCCCGCAUGCGGUGAAGCUCAUCUUCGAUUACUUCCUGCUUUUGUUCGCGGCGCGCCAGUUGAGAGUGUUCAGAGUGGAAAAAGUCCAUGGUGACUCUUACGCAGGCGGUUCCAACAGCGAGGACAUCGGCAAAGAGUGGGAAACCCCCAACUUUGUUAAUCCAGUUCCGGACUUUUUAGGAUAUGUCGGAUCAUGGUUAGAUGUCUUAAAAAGAAUGGUAUUUCUGGGCAUGUUGUGGGUGACCCUCGCCAUUAUGUUCAUGACGGGCACUAAUCGUGUCAAUCUGUUUUCGAUGGGCUAUCUCAUCGGUUCUUUCAUAUUCCUGUGGCAAGGAACAGACUUCUAUUUACGUCCAAAGGAAGCAAUUUUGCAAUGGUGGUCCUGGCUCCUCCGCUACAAUGUAUCCGUUGUGGUAGUGAAGGCGCUGCUACAAAUCCCGGGUUGCAUGUUCAGCUCAGUGCUGCAGGAACACGCGUGCUGGCUCGUGCAGCUGCUGGGCAUCGGCUGCGUCGACAAGUUCGCCGGCGGGAACAUCGCCAGGUUUCUUAAGAUGCAGUAUGACAAGGAUUCAAUGUGUUCAGUUCCUCAAGAAGACAUUGGUUUGGCGUGGGAUGGAGUUUGUUUCGCUUUCCUGAUAUUGCAAAGAAGACUUUUCCACAGUUACUAUUUCUACAGAGUUAUCGAUGAAAGCAAAGCUACCACUGUUCUCGCAUCUAGAGGUGCGGAUUUAAUUGAGGAACUUCGUCAAAAACAAAUGAACAUUCAAGAGGAACAAGAAGUAAAGAUAUUGGAAAAGAUUAAAGUUAAAAUGGAAAGAAUUAAAGCGAAUCAGAAGAAGAUACAGGGAGUUAUGUCAAAGGAACCCGUACACCACGAUGCAGGAAGUGGUACCGUUUCCGCGCCAGUCACACAUAGGCAUAAAGCACGCGUGAGACCUCCGUUUAAGCCGCCCGCCAGCCAUCAGAAGGCGGUGCGUUCCGGAGACUACUACAUGUUUGAUGAGUUUGACGAUACUGAUGUACAUUUGAAAGACGAUGAGUCCAGUUCAGACGAAGAAGCACCGAAAACUAUGGGUUUCGGGAAGCUGGUGUCGACGGCCAUCAAGACGGACGUCCGCCGCGCCGUGUCGCUGCGCCGCGCGUCCGCGCCCGCCGUGCGCACGCGCGCCUCCUCGCUCACCUUCCCCUUCUCCUAUCCGCGCCAGGGUCGGACAACUACACCUCGGUCAGAGGCUGUACGGGAAGCCGACGUGGAUGUAAAGGUAUCAGAGCAUGAUCGGCCCGGACCAUCAUCAGAAUUAGAGGAUUUCGCACCGCAACCAGAAUCGGAGUCGUUCAUUGAUAAAUUAAAGGGAUUCUUAGACACCGCUACAGCCUUUAUAUCUAGUAUACUUGUAUCCUUGACGCGUCACCUGAUGAAGUAUUCGCGAGAUUACAGAUACGUGUCGCGUACAUUAUCUGUUGAAAAAAAGAGGCUCAAGGAGAAGGAAGGUUUCGGUAUCGGUCGACGAGAAGGUUCACAGAUGAUUUGGGAGCCGCUACCCGAAACGCUGUUGCAUCACCGUAAGUUAAGCGAUUUAAGCGUCCCGGAGAUCCGUAUCUUGGCGGCCAGCGUGGAGGACGGGCUGGACGUCGCCUCGAGCGUGUCCUCCGACGACACCUCCGAACACGAGAGCGCCUUUAGCUUACAGACUACCGAAAGUAAGGAUGUGACGACGUUGGAAGAGCAAGACGACUCGAUGUUUAAGCAAGAAAAGUCUCCGAUAAUACAUCUCGUUUAUGCAUUGUGGUAUGCGGUGUUGGCGCAUACCGACAUCGUCUGUUACAUUAUGGUGUUCAUAAACCAGAUCCAGUCGGCAACAAUUCUUUCCAUCCCAUUACCUCUUAUGGUGUUUUUAUGGGGAACUUUGACCAUACCGCGACCAACUAAAACCUUUUGGGUUACUCUCAUUGCAUACACUGAGGUCAUAGUAUUAAUAAAAAGCAUGUUCCAAUUCGAAAUCUUACCGUGGAACCAAAAAGCUAUACCAGCGAACAUGCCUUUCACUGCGCCGAGAAUUAUCGGAAUAGAGAGGAAAUUCAACUAUGCAUUAUAUGACCUACUUCUUCUACUCAUUAUAUUUUUACAUAGAUUUAUGUUGAAAUCGCUGGGCUUGUGGAAGGAAUCAACGCCGGAGGUAGAAUUAAAAGAGGAUAUGGAGUAUCCCUUGAACCCUUCUGAUACCCAAUUGUUGGUCGAAGGUCGCGGUGAAGAAGUGGGUCGGAAGUAUCUAGAAAUGCACGAAAGGCCGACCCCGCCCGAAGAAACGGAGACGAAUGAUAUAUCUGAAACCCCGAAAAAAACGGUAGAACUAAGAGAACCUGAACAAACGGAAGAUCACGACAUAGAACAAGAACCUGGUCCCUCUAAAGUCAUAGACGACGAUCAUUACAAAGUCAAUGACGACCAAGAACCGAUAAUUGCUGUUGCGACGACGUUAGAAGAUACAUAUAGCCACUAUCCUCAAGUAAUUGUGUUAUCCGUGAAGCGCUACCUGUCGCCCACGCGGCACUUCUUCCAGCGCAUGCUGGCGCCGGGCGCGCGCGUCACGGCCGACAUCUACGCCUACAUGUUUCUCUGCGACUUCUUCAACUUCCUCGUCGUUAUAUUCGGCUUCGCUGCUUUCGGAACUCAUCAAGGGGACGGCGGGGUGCAGGCUUAUCUGGAAGAGAACAAAGUACCGAUCCCAUUUUUGGUGAUGUUAAUUCUUCAAUUCGGUCUGAUCGUGAUAGACCGCGCGCUCUACCUCCGCAAGUUCAUGCUGGGCAAGAUAUUAUUCCAAUACGCACUCAUCAUCGGCGUGCACAUUUGGAUGUUCUUCGUCUUACCCUUCAUCACUGAGAGAACAUUCAACGCUCUGUUGCCGCCGCCCAUGUGGUACAUGGUGAAGUGUGUGUAUCUGCUGCUGUCCGCGUAUCAGAUCCGCUGCGGGUAUCCGCGCCGCAUCAUCGGCAACUUCCUCUGCAAGUCCUACCACUUCCUCAACAUGGUUUGCUUUAGAGGAUUUAUGGCUGUGCCUUUCUUGUUCGAGUUACGCACACUGAUGGACUGGAUCUGGACGGACACAUCUAUGACGCUCAUGGACUGGCUCAAAAUGGAAGAUAUAUUCGCCAGUGUUUUCUUACUGAAGUGCUCGCGCUACGUGGAGGACGAGUUCCCGCAGCCGCGCGGCGCCAAGAAGUCGGCGACGUCCAAGUACCUGCUGGGCGGCGGAGUGCUCGCCUUCGUCAUCGCCAUCAUCUGGUUCCCGCUCGUCUUCUUCGCCUUCGGAAACUCCGUCGGGCAACCGAAUCCACCGACAGACGUCACGGUGAAAAUUCGAAUCGGACCAUUUCUGCCGGUCUACCAGAUGUCGGCACAAUCGCAUAAUAUAGACGUCUUCACGGAGCAGGACUACACGCAGCUGAGCAACCAGUACGCGCGCGACCGCACGGCGCAGACGUUCCUGUCCAACUACAUGUACAACGACGUGGCCGUCGUCACCAUCAACCCCAACUCCACCAUGACGUGGCAGAUCUCACCGCCCGAGCUCGCCCGCCUCGAGAGGGAGGCCGUCUCCAAUGCGUCGCUUGCGGUGAAAUUCACUUACGUCAUCACACAUCCGAGCAACAACGCGCAGAACCCGCCCACCAUAGACAACAAUCGCGAGGUGCCGCUGGACGCCUACAUUGACGGGAAGCCCAACCCCGAGAGGGAGACGUUGCUGAAGCUGCUGGCGGACACCGCAAAGCCCGACACUUGGCUAAAUGUGAAGAUGCUCUUCCCGAAAUUCCUAAAAGUCUUCAAUAAAGGCACUACGAAGCCUGCCUACCAGUUGAUGCCCCCGAUAUCGGGGACGGAGCACGACGACGCGCGGUUCUACCGCGACGUGCAGCUGCGCCUCGAGCGCGAGGGGGACAGCGUGUACUGGCGCGUGCGGGAGGCCUGCCAGCAGUCCGACUACCUCGCAGCGAUUCCGAUGAACAACUGUGAUAUGCUCGUCAUGUACACUUUCAAUGACAAACUCUUCCCGGAGACUCUCAAUUUUAUAUCAGGAGGAGGAAUAAUCGGGCUGUACACGACGUUCGUGUUCCUGGCGUCGCGCGUGCUGCGCGGCUUCUUCUCGGGCAUCUACACCAAGAUCAUGUUCGACGACCUGCCCAACGUGGACCGCGUGCUGCAGCUGUGUCUCGACAUCUAUCUGGUUCGCGAGGCUUUAGAGCUGUCCCUAGAAGAAGACUUAUUCGCGAAAUUAGUAUUCUUGUAUCGAUCGCCAGAGACCAUGAUAAAAUGGAGUCGACCGAAGGAAGAAGAAAGUCAAGAACAAAGAGCACUACCAGCUCCGAACUGAUCUGCGUUGAGGUUUUAAUUGGUUCGAAGAUACGUAUUACCGAUAUGUCGAGAUUAAUAAUUUAAUCAAUUAAAAGAAAGGAAAUGAAGUAGAAAUAAUUAUUGAAAUGGAGGAUUUUUCCUAUAACUUAUUUCCUAUAUCUUAUAGUUGACAACGAAAAAUAUCUGUUAAAUAGGUUUAAUAUUUUCUUAUAUAUUAUUCAUCUUUAUACAAACAUAGUAGCUGUACAUUUUAUUUAAAAAUAAUCAAAUUAAUUUAUAUAGAGAUAAUUUUAUAUUUAUAUAUAUUGUUGUAAAAACUGGAUAACUUGUUCGUCCGUAUAAUGUCAGCUUCAAAUCUUAAAUAAAAGCGUUGACACACAUUAAUCAUUUCAAAAGGAAUAAUGCGAUAGAUAAAAAUAUAUCUUUGUAGGUAUUUGUUUAGUUCUUUAAAAAGGAAAACAAUAAGAAAAUCCAAGAAAUCGAUAUAAAUUUGGUAACCAUUUGAGAGACCAUGUAAAUGAAUAAAUAUAGUUUAGGAUAUAAAAUACGUAAGCUGUACAGUAAGAAGGUAAUUAGGAACCUUAAGAAUAAUGCCUGUGCUUAAAUAUUUGAAUUUUACAUAUUUAACUCGAGAAACGGAUAAAUAACUCGGUCACGUAUAUGUUAUCCAUACCUACUAAUUUAUGAGUAUGUUAACAUGUAUGUGUAAUCGCAAAAAAUUUAAACCGUUCUAAUAUUUUUCACAAUAAUACGUACUAGUUUAUGUGCUUCAGAACAUAAAUGUACAAGCCACAUAUAAUUCGUAAUAGCUUUGUAUAGAUAAUAUUUGGUAUAUAUUUAGAAACCUCUUUAGAGAAAUGGUGCCUAUGGAUUUAUGGAACAGCAACAAUGUAGGGAUCCAUCCAUUGAUUGUCGAGAAUUCUUCAAGAUACAAAUAUUUACAAAUAUUUCUAGCACAACUAUUUGUAUUUUGUACCUGCACAUAGUAAUUUAUUAGUACUUAAUAAAAAAAUCUUGUAGUAUCUACGCUCUCUAAAUGUAAAACGGUUUAUAAUAUAUCAAUUUAAUUGAGUAUCUUCCUAGUCCUAUAUUACAAUUUUAUUUUUGCAUAUUUAAAGCUGUAGUCUGACUAGACAUUUUUAUUUCCGAAUAAAAGUUCGAUUAAAAGAUCGUGUUUUGUCAUUUAACUGCCUGAUUAAAGUAAUUUUUAUUGUUAUAUUUUCUUUUAUCACUUAUUUUAUCUGACUGCACAUUGUAUUAUAUACGAUGUUAGUCGAAUUAUAUGUUAUAACAUCCUUCGUUAUAUAUAAACAUUUUAUUAAUGUUAAAUUUAUGAUAUAAAUAUAUAUUGGUUUAUAAUUAUGAAUAUAACUUUUACCUCAAUCGUGUUGAACGCAUUUUUGAUAUUAUAAUUUAUUAAAUUAUUAAGUACAAAUAUUAUGUGUACAUUUUGUAACAUUGUUAUAUUUAAGCUGCAUUUAAUGUUGUUGUUUGUGAUACAAAAUAAAACUCUUUUAAAUAUU
This is a messenger RNA of Vanessa tameamea, 9392 nucleotides long. It is a transcript of the gene Piezo, whose product is annotated as piezo. The transcript has 54 exons. Gene Ontology annotation, cellular component: membrane. Gene Ontology annotation, molecular function: mechanosensitive monoatomic ion channel activity. Bases 203 to 7888 code for a protein of 2561 amino acids. The record is from RefSeq and is a predicted model, not a curated record. Lineage: Eukaryota; Metazoa; Arthropoda; Insecta; Lepidoptera; Nymphalidae.